This is a messenger RNA of Cuscuta campestris, 2471 nucleotides long. The record is from the annotation of a GenBank genome assembly. NCBI's taxonomy places the organism in Eukaryota, Viridiplantae, Streptophyta, Magnoliopsida, Solanales, Convolvulaceae.
CAAAUUGUCCAAUUUGUGAUGUAAACACAAAGUACGGUUUUUUUUCUUUUUCUUUUAUGAGGACACAGCUGAACUGAACUGUCUUCUUCAUGACUUCAAGUCAUGACCAUCCUCCAUCCAUUCAUUUUUUUUCCUUAAUCCAGGGCUAUAAAUGGAAUUGGUUGUGUUGAAGAAGAAAAGGAUCCUAAUUGUGUGAAGGCUGGAGAUGCAAAGGGUGAUGGUAUCAUCUGAACAGUCUCUAGUGCAUAAACUGGGGGAUUCCAAUAGGACAUUGUCCCCCAAAUUCAGGAUAGUGUCCCUAAGGUCCUCACUGCUAGAUGACCCUUCAAUGGACAAUGAAUUGGCUGUGAAAGGGGAGCCCCUACUUCCCGGGCUCCCGGACGACGUGGCUCUCCAUUGUCUCCUCAGAGUCACAGUCGAUAACCAUCUUUCGUGUAAAGGCGUGAGCAAGCGUUGGUUUUUGCUAUUUGCCCACAAGGAGAGAUUCUUCUCCUUGAGAAAAGAACUUUUGUUCCACGAGCCGUGGCUCUUCGUAUUGGCCUUCCACAAACGCACUGGCAAAAUCCAAUGGAAGGUUCUAGAUCUCACCAACUUUUCGUGGCACGCAAUCCCUCCUAUGCCCUGCAAGGACAACGCCACCGCCCAUGGCUUCCGGUGCGUCUCCCUACCCCACAACGGGGUGAUGUUUGUUUGUGGAGGGUUAGUCUCGGACGCGGAUUAUCCCCUCAACUUGGUACUUAAGUAUGAGGUUGGGGCUAACCGUUGGAGCGUGAUGAAAAGCAUGAUCACCCCAAGGUCAUAUUUCGGAAUUGGGCUUAUAGAUGGGAUGCUUUACGUAGCUGGUGGGAACGGUGCAGAGCUUUUUGAACUCAACUCAGCUGAAGUCCUAAACCCGAGUAACGGGACAUGGAAAUCCGUGUCCAAUAUAGGACUGUAUCUCUCCUCGUAUGACUCCGCAGUUCUCAAUGGGAAGCUUUUCAUAACAGAAGGUUGGUUUUGGCCCUUCUAUGUUGUCCCAAUGGGACAAGCGUAUGACCCGAAAACAGAUACGUGGGAGGGUAUACCCUCCGGGCUUAGGGAAGGUUGGACAGGUUCAAGCGUCGUGAUUGAAGGGCACCUGUUUGUUGUAACCGAACAUGAGAGUGCGAAGGUUAAGGUAUACUACUUUGAAACAGAUAGUUGGGACACGGUUGAUGGUCCUCCGUUGCCAGUGCAGAUAUGUAAGCCUUUCUGCGUAAGCUGUUACGACAACAGGAUCGUUGUUGUAGGACAGUACCUUAAGGUCGCUGUGGGACUCGUAACCAAGCGCCUUAAGACUUGUGGGAAGGAGUUUGGGUUCAAUGUUCAAUGGCGAGUUGUGUAUGCGCCCGACAACCUCUGCGAGUUCUCGCCAUCCAGUGCACAGCCAGAUGAGGAACAAGAGAAAAUGGAACAGAUCACUGAUGAGGGCAAGACUGAGAGUCUUCUUCUGAUCAUCAGAAUUGAGAGACAGAGAGAGAGAGAGAGAGAGGGAAUGGGGGCGGUGACAGCGUCGUUGAUAGCAAUAGCGGGGGUAGCACUGGGGUGGAUCACCAUUGAGAUGGCCUGCAAGCCUUGCCUGGACAAGGGCCGCCAAGCCCUAGAUCGCAGCCUCAACCCGGAUUACGACCCGGACGACGACGACGACGACCUCCGUGCCCCUCUCGUCGUCCCCAAUCCCAACCCUCUUCUUCCACCAAACUCGUCUGAUCCAAUCCCAUCCCAUCUUCCUUUCCCGGUCAGCUCUGCACUUGCUCCAAACUCCGAUCCCGUCCAUUUUGGUUAGUAGUGUGUUGUGGCGGAUAUUUUCCUCUUUUUUCUUUGAGGUCUCAGUGACCAAUCCGUACAGUCCCAUCGUCUCUCGCAGAUGAUGCUAGUAUCGUCGGCAUUCCAAAUCACACUGCCCCCCUCAUUGGAGUGUCUGAAUGCCUCAUUCGGCUCAUGACAAUUGGAGAUCCAUAUAUGUAUAUAUAUACACACACUUUGCCAUUGAUAUUCUAUCACUUACAAUGUAGACCGAUGAUUUCCUCCCGUAAAGGCAUGAACCAAUGACUCCUCUUAUCAUUGGUUCAUGCUUUGGUGAGAUAUCAUCCCCGGUUCGUUGUAAGUGGCACUAUGAAUGUUAAGGUAUAUAUGGAGCCCCAAUUAUCAUGAACUGAUUGCGGCCUUGCUGGGACACUAUGAUGAGGUGAACAGUGUGAUCUAGAAUGCUAAAGUGCCCACGAUACUAGCAUCGGCAUGCGAUGAUGAGACUGUAGGGAUUUGGUCACCGGCACCUCGACAGAAUAAGAUGAAAUAUCCCUCACAACACACUACAAACCGAAAUAGAUCGGAGUUUGCAAAUACCCGCUUUGUUUCAUUAAUUCUAGCAUUAUCUUUGUGGUAUUCUCCCUGUAUCCCUUUUCAAUUGAUCAACUUGUUGAUAUAUUGCCAAAUGAAUGAAUGUAUGCAUA